GACAUCAUGGACCUGAACACGGCUGUUCUGCUGUUGGCUUUUGGGCUGGGUUCUGUCCGGUCACAAAGAGGAGACUUCACCAUGCCCGACUGGUUCCAGAACAAACUGGACCUGAUUCUGAAGCUGGAGGAGCGGAUGAAAAAUGUGGACACGUGCUGCAAGAACCUGGAACAUCUGGAGAUCAGGCUGAACGCCACUUUGUCCGAGAUGACGCGGCAGAAGGACGACAUGGACAAACUGAAAGAGGAGAACGAAGAACUGAAGAAGAAGGUUGGACAAGUCUCCCCACAGGUGGCGUUCUCCGUGUCUCUGGCUGAUUCUGGGGAGCUGUACAAAGGCCCAUGUGCAGACAAGACCCUGGUGUUUAAACGAGUUUUCUCCAACAUCGGGAACGGCUACAACCCCAACACUGGAAUGUUCACAGCGCCGGUAGGCGGGGCCUACUUCUUCACCUUUAACACAUUUGGCUACAACAGUCACACUGCAGGCGCCAUUUUGAUCAAGAACAACGACAUUCAGAUUUCGACGUACGAGGGCGUGUCUGCGGACGGCGCCGACAGCAGCACUAACUCGGUCCUGUUGACUCUGGCUCCGGGUGAUACUCUGCACCUCCAGCUCUGGGACAACGGGCAGGUUUUUGACAACGGCAACGCACACACCACCUUCACCGGGUUCCUCCUUCACCCAACAACUAAAUAA
This is a messenger RNA of Periophthalmus magnuspinnatus, 699 nucleotides long. RefSeq names its product cerebellin 11 (gene cbln11). The transcript has 5 exons. The record is from RefSeq and is a predicted model, not a curated record. Bases 7 to 699 code for a protein of 230 amino acids. Lineage: Eukaryota; Metazoa; Chordata; Actinopteri; Gobiiformes; Gobiidae. Gene Ontology annotation, molecular function: protein binding.